AUGGCAGAAGCAGUGGGCGUCAUUGCCUCUGCACUCACCAUUGGCGCUGGUGCAGCUCAACUCUCGCUCGCUCUCUUUAGUGUAGCCCAAACACUGAAAAACGCCCCUGUUGAGAUUGCUGAAAUAGCACAAGAGAUCCAAUCCUUGGCCGAGAGCCUCCAGAUGCUUGCAGAUAUCAUUGGUGGUCACAAGAAUCUGUGCAAGCCUGAGCUCUUUGAGAGGACACGUAGUAUCAUAUCGCGUUACAACGAGGUCGAUGCAGAAUUGAGGAAGCUCAUCGACUCCCCUCAUAAGCUAGCGAGGCUGAAGUGGUGCAUCAAGAAACCCAAAGCCAAAAGCCUUCUAAAGAAGGUUGAAGGGAUCAAAGUUGCUCUUGUUCUGGAGUUGAACAUUGUCCGGCUUGCACGAGAAGAGGUUAUCAGACCAUACAGCGACGCGAACUUCAGCAGAUACAGCGACGCGAACUUCAGCGUACAAGUUCGCAAUACUCCAAAGGCCAAUCGUUUUCGCAGAAUCGUUGAAAGCGCAGUCCGGGCGAACCGACAAGUAGUAGAAGAUGCACGGCGCGAUGAGAUUAAGAAUGAUACCGAGAAACAUCCACAUGUAGCUGCAGAAUUAGAUCUUUGGAAAGCAGAUUCUUUCGACACCGCAACAUGGCUGUAUCAUCUUGUAUUCAGCCCUGAGUCACCAGAUCCACCAGCACGUCGGCGGUAUCAGGCAUCCGUUGAAAACGCCGACAAUCCUAAUCCGCUCUCGGAAGCUUCUCUUUCUUCCAUGGCUACUGGGUCGAACAUAUCUACAAACGUCAACGGCAAAGAAAUGAUAGUAUGGAGCAGACAAACAGAACCCAAUCAAGUGGUUGACAGACUGCUCUACGCGUGGACAACAUUGUCCCCUGAUCAAAUCAGUCUCAGUGCAACCCGCGAAAGUGGCGACGAAUGGAGAGACGACGUCAUGUCAAUGAUUGAAGAGGCGAAACCUGACGAUACAUCCUCCUUUCAGGAUUGGGAAACGAUUGCUGAAGGAGAUAAGGACGCUGCUGAAGUUAGGCAAGAAGCACACGACAGGCACGCGCGCAAACAUGAUGAACAGAAAUUGGAGCAGCUAGAAAGUUUCAUUGUCGAGCAAAGAGAAGAGCAACGGAGGAUGGAGAUCAGGUGGAGAGAAGAGAAGAAAAUCAUGGACCUCAGAGCUUCAGAGCAAGCUCAAGAAGCAAGGGAAUUAGUUGAAAAGAAAGUAGCUGCAGCUCAAGCCGCUAAAGAAGCAGCAGAAGCUUCACUGAGGUUCGCACAAUCAGAAGCAGACAAGAGAGCACGAGAGGAAGCUGCAAUCAAAGUAGCCGAGGAGAAGAAGAAAAUCGAAGAUGCUAACAAGCAGCAAAUUGAGCACUACGAAGAGCUUCUCCGAGUAGUCAAAGAGCAGCGAUCAGAAUCAGAUCAAAACAACCAGGGUACGGUUCGCCGAACUCGUAUUUCAGAGGGCAACCGCAGCAUCGACGUUACAGAAUACACGGCAGACAAGCGAGGGUCUUCUUCACUCAUGCCAAUACCCUCAUUUGGACACCUCCAAACUUCACAAUUCCGAUCGGACAGAUAUAUGGAUAGACAAGGUGACUAUGCUCGGUCUCGACCUGGACGUCGUGAAAGCUUUCACAGCUCAGUCACUUCGAUGCGAUCAUCACGAAGAUCACCAACGCCUACGAAUAGCUCAACAACCAGCAACAAGUCACAACAGCUGAUCGUGUUUCCAGCCAAAGCAAACAGGGAUUCGCCUGCAAUAUCCACUUUGCAAAGAUCCCUCGCAGAAUUCGGUGUUGACUGCGUCUUCCAAGACCUCGAGAGCUCGUCAUAUGACCAGCUAAUACCCUACUCAUAUGCCGAAUCCAAUGAGGAGCAGAUAGUCCACAGCACCAUACUCUGGGAAUCCCCAAUGCUCAGCCUAGGCAGCGAGCUACUCUUCAGUUUGCGAAAAGCCGGGUGGAAACCUACAUACACACGAACUUCGCGCAAAGGCCAAACCCACUUCCUCGGCAGCCAACCCCUACACACGUACUUCUUCCAAGCAGACUACAAGCCCCAAUUUACAACCUCUACAAUAACGCCCUCGGACGAAUCCAUCGCCAUCCACAGCGCCCUGGUCGAAAAAUACGCGCUGAUCGAACUGGGUUUUCUAUUCAAGCUGAAUGAAACGGGCUUCUACAUCUUGGAUGGCCGAUUAUCUUACCCUCGACACCGAAAGCGACGAUGCCUCUACCACGCCAUCGGAAAACCACUACGGUAUCCGUGA
This is a messenger RNA of Pyrenophora tritici-repentis Pt-1C-BFP, 2286 nucleotides long. Lineage: Eukaryota; Fungi; Ascomycota; Dothideomycetes; Pleosporales; Pleosporaceae. The record is from RefSeq and is a predicted model, not a curated record.